Molecule: messenger RNA, 2504 nt
Organism: Strigops habroptila (Kakapo)
Lineage: Eukaryota; Metazoa; Chordata; Aves; Psittaciformes; Psittacidae
Product: carboxymethylenebutenolidase homolog
Exons: 6
Coding region: 1640-2377 (245 amino acids)
Molecular function (GO): hydrolase activity
Source: RefSeq, a predicted model, not a curated record
CUCACAUGAACUGCUGGUGAAGGAAAACAGUCAGCAAGCACGAUGGUAGAGUUGUUCGAAGCUGGUCAGUAACACCACGUGUAUUUCAAGUCUCACGCCUUUGCCUGAGGUUUAGAAAAGGUUCUUCUGCCUCACUGUAGUGCUGGCAAAGACUGGCGAGUUAAACUCCCGCUGCAUCUUUUGGAGGUUAUGUGGAGAUUGACUGCAGAAGGUCAGGAGACAAGCUUUGUUCAAAAAAGGCACAGUUGAGAGGCGUCCUUAAAGGGGGACGGUUCUCGGUGAUGGGAACCUCUCCUUGUAUCACCCCAAAGUACAUUGUCCUGUGAAAGAGUAUAACUGGUGUAAAGAGGCAGGAUUUGGAGUAAUUUGGUUUAUUGUUCACUGUGUUUUCUAGUUUUGUUUUUAAUACCAUUUACCAUGUUGCACACAUAUGUAGCAGAGAAAUUGGGGAGGAGUACUGGAAGUGUAUUAAAGGUCUUAUUUGACAUCUAUUUGAGUUAGUUAGAAAAUCUAGACGGGGAUAAAUGGUUAAGAUAUAUUCCUAGCAAAAAUAAUUGCGCAUUGAAGAGUACAUUUGAUUUUUAUUGCCACCACUUUAGUAAGGGGACCAGCCAGAUCAAGGAAUAUUGUUCCAGUGUAUGCAUUUACAUGGGAAGAGAGACUAGCUCUUGUUAAUAACAGCGCCAUUUUAAUCAGUUAAGAGUGACUGCAGAGCUAGGUUAAACAGCUUCUCAGAUUGGGGUAUUAAAAACGCUCUGUGUAUAACCACUUACUGCUUGGUGAAGGGGGAAGAGUAGGGGGCACCAAAAGUCAGUUGGGUUUAAAGAGAUGCUACUGUGUCUUACCUCCAGUUGAAAGGAACAAGGAGUUAAACUGAGCUUGAGGGAUUCUCCUGAGAAGACAUCUGAGCUCAUAAACUCUUCAGAAACCUUUCUUCACUUGAGGAGAAAUGGAGGAGUGUCCAGUUUCUCCUUUACAAUGUAUACUUCUAGAGAAGUUAUGUGUCUGUGAUGUAUGAGGGUACGUUAUAUGCACAACACUGGUGUAUGUCUGUAUUCCUCUGACCACUCUCGGUUCAGAUUAUGUAGUGUGUAACUCUCAGAGAAAAGCCUCUGCUGAUUUACCUUGAGUUGAUUUAUUAGAACUUUUAGAGAUGGCAGUUAAUGAUGGGUUCCCUGGGGAUACAAGGGACCAGCAAAGUGCGUGUAGGCAGCAGCAGCAGCCUUGGAUUCUCCAUGGAGGCAGGGAAAGGGGAUACACACAAUGAAGACUUGAAGGGAAAAAGUAGUCAGAAAAGCAGCAUGCUGACAGUGGGGUCUCACAGGAGUAACAGCAAGAGGUUACCAGGUGCCAGCCUGUGAGGAGGAACCGUAAGACCACAGGAGAGGAAUGGUUAUGAGUCACAGUGUGUGGAGACAUCGCAUGGAUAUGUCGUUAUCCCAUGCAGGAUUGCUCCAGGCACAAAGCUGGGAAUGGUAGCCUGACAUAAGCCCUUCUUCUGGCCUUACUGCGCACCUGGGUUAUGCUGGCUGACCUGGAAUUCAUGGAUAUUUAUGCCAACCAGAAAGGGCUGGUGCCAAGUGCCUGUUUACAUCAAACAUCUGGAGCUUUCACUUACAACCUUGCAGUAGAUUCCUAGAUGGCUAAUGAAUCGAGGUCCUGCCCAUGUGAUAUUGGAGACAGGCUGGACUAUGGAGGCCGUGGGCAGGAAGUACAAGUUGAGCACAUCAAGGCAUAUGUGUGCAAACCACCUGCCAGCACAGACAAGGCUGUGAUUGUGAUUCAUGAUAUAUUUGGAUGGGAGCUCCCGAACACCAGAUACAUAGCUGAUAUGCUAGCAACUAAUGGAUACAUAACCAUCUGCCCAGACUUUUUUGCAGGAAGAGAAGCUUGGAAGCCUUCUGAUGACUGGUCCAAGUUUGAUGAUUGGCUGAAAACUCGAGAUGCCAGGAAAAUAAACAAAGAAGCUGAUGCAGUUCUGAAAUAUCUAAAGGAACAGUGUGGUGCUAAGAAAUUAGGGGUCGUUGGUUUUUGCUGGGGUGGUAUUGCUGUACAUCACCUGAUGAUGACGGACGCAGAAUUAAAGGCUGGUGUAGCUCUCUACGGACUAAUCAAGGAUUCUGAUGAUACAUCCAACCUCCUGAACCCUACGUUUUUCAUUUUUGGUGAAAAAGACAACAUAAUUCCCCUUCAUCAAGUCACCCUGCUGGAGCAAAAGCUGAAGAAAAAUUGCAAAGUUGAUUAUGAAAUUAAAAUUUAUCCUGGACAAACUCAUGGGUUUGUACAUCGCAGAAGAGAAGAUAUCAAUCCUCAAGAUAAGCCUUAUAUUGAGGAAGGAAGAAAGGAUAUGAUCAACUGGCUGAAUAAAUACAUUUAAUAGAAGAGCCAGCAACUGGAUUUGUAAUGCAAUUAUGUAACACACUGUGGAGGUUUUCGAUAACACAUUUUAUAAAACUGGGGGAAGAGUUUGUUGAAACAGAAAUUAAAGAAAUGAGCAAACAGAA